AAAAACACGCACCACGCUACUGCGCGUCUCACUGGGCGAACAGGUUUAUUUUGCUACCGGAAACUUUCUGGAUCGAUAUUUGCUUGACUCCAUGAGGUGAGUCGUCAGAGAGGAGUCCGAGUCAACACACAUUGACAUCGCAAAUAAAAAAGUAAAUUAUAAUGAGCUUUCCUCUUCUCACCAUAAUCGCAAGUAGUAAGAAUAAUAAUAAUGACGUUCACGGUGGGCUCAUUCGAGGAGGAGACGGAUUCGAUUGGGAUUGGGGAUGAACAAUCUCAAAAUUUCUCGCAACGCGAUUGCAAUAAUUCCUCAAGACCUGACAAUGAAAAUAUCAAAGCUCGAUAUAAUGCGACGAGUAAUCGAAACGACUUGGAGGAUGGCGAUGAUGAAGGCGAAAUUCCUGGAGGAACAACGAUGGGGGAGAUUGUUCAAGAUAUUUUGGAAACCGGCGUCCCUGCACCUCCGGACGGCGGAUGGGGUUGGGUGAUUGUCGGUGCAUCAUUUUUCCUUAAUCUUGUCAUGGAUGGCGUUACUUCAACGACUGGGGUGUUGUUGCCGUAUAUUGCCGAAACGUUUGAAGCAGGGAAUGGUCAAGUUGCCCUAGCUGGAAGCUUACUUUGUGGAAUUAGUUUAUGUGUUGGUCCGAUUGUGUCCGGAUUAACAAACAAAUUUGGAUGUCGGGUGGUGUGCGUGGCUGGGUGUAUCAGUGCAUCUUUAGCUUUUCUGCUGUCAUCAUUAUCCGGCUCAAUUGUUUUUCUGAUUAUGGCCAACGGAAUUCUUGGAGGUUUCGGAUUCGGCCUCAUGUUUCUGCCCACCAUUGUCUGCGUCAGUUACUAUUUCGAAUCAAAGAGAGCUCGAGCUACUGGAAUUGCCGUGUGUGGUUCUGGUUUCGGUGCAACAUCAUUUGCACCUCUUGUGUCCAUUUUAAUUCAUUUGAUCGGUUGGCGUGGGGUGUAUUUAAUUUAUGCUGCUUUGCUUGGAUUAUGCGUGAUAUGUGGAUUGCUGAUGAGACCACUAGUCAUUCAAAGAGAGGAGACAAAGCGACCUUUACUCAUGAAUUUAAGUAGCAACGACAAAAGGAGUCAACUCCGACAGAGUGUCAAUUCUGAUUAUGCUACGAGGACACGAUUCAGCAACGUAAACUUGGAACCUGGUGUUCAGUCCGGCAUGAAUUUGGACGAACUGGUGGUUACUCCUACUCCAAGGUCGCAUUUGAACAAUAUUGGUCCACGCCCACCAAGCCCAAUACCCAUUCCACUCCACUCACGAUUAGGGAAGCAUCGUUUGAGCAUUGAGAAAGCACCCAGGGCGAUGCACGAAUUCGAUGAUGAGGACGACGACGACACUGGCUUACAAUUUCGAACCCACUCAGUAAACCAACAAGCGCCACCGCCAACCCAUCGACGAAGAAAUUUAUCAGGUCUGUCAGAUGGAUCUAUAGGUGAGAUUAUGGAUGAUGAAAAUCUCGACGAUGGGAUGAUGGAUCGACCACGUAGCCCAAACUCCUCUGCACAACGUUUCCGAUCAAGACUUACAACGGAAGGAAGCGAAUCUAGCAUUAUUCCAAGAAUUGAUUCUUUCACUACCGGAGGAUCCGAAUUUCAACAUGGAAUUCGGCGACCGAGUUUUCUUCGAGCUGUCCCUUCUUCAUCUCAUCCAUUUUCGAGUGGAUCAAUCUAUGGUUCUACCCAGUUGUCUGUCAAUUCGUUUGCUAUGUCCAGAAAAGCUGAAGAGGAAUACGGGUAUCUGCUGAGCCGCGGGGAGCUUUCUGACAUCACGGGACGUGCGCCAAAUACUUUCACUCCGACCCCAGCUAUAAUUAGACCAAUGAGUAGAAAGGAUAUCUUUUACUCGGGAUCAAUCAUCAAUCUCCCCGAGUUCCACUCCAACCCAAGUUUUUUGUCAUACCGUCAAAGUAUUAUAAAUCUGGCGUCGGACGAGUCGGACAAUAAAUUUGCGGAUGUGACUAAAUCUCGAAAACCAGGCAUUUCCUCACUCCUUCGAAAGAAAGCGGAUGGAGCAUUUGGACACAUUUUAUCUCAAAUGGUAGAUCUUUCACUAUUAUGUAAUCCUGUCUUCCUAUUACUGGCUUGUAGCGGUGUGGUCGGAAUGCUGGGAUUUUAUCUACCAUUCGUGUAUGGAAUUGAUUAUUCCAUUAAACAGGGUGUUUCUCCCCAAGACGCCGCUUUCCUCAUUUCCAUUGUCGGAAUUAUGAACACUUUUGGACGUGUAUUUUUUGGACUCAUUUCUGAUCUUCCAUACAUUAAUUCACUCCUACUGAACAAUAUUUGUAUCCUAAUCAUGGGAUUUUGUGUUGGAGCCCUGCCAUUUUGUGUCACAUAUGGAUUAAUCUUAACAGUUUAUGUGAUAUUUGGACUAGCCCUCUCAGGAUUUGUGUCAUUAACUUCAAUCAUUUUGGUCGACCUUCUGGGAUUGGACAAGUUGACCAACGCAUUUGGACUUUUAAUAUUCUUUCGAGGAAUUGCCUCAGUUAUAGGGACACCUCUGGCUGGUGCUUUGUACGACGCGUAUGGAAAUUACACGAUUCCCUUUCUCGUGGGGGCCUCGUUUCUCAUUCUCUCGUCCCUUUUUGGAUUCGUGGUGCCACUGGCUCAGAGAUAUUCAAAAGGGAAAAUUAUUUUGACACCUCUGAAGCUACCGCAGGAGGGGAUGGCUUAUGCUGGUCCAGUUUUAGAAGAUAUUAUUGAGGAGGAGAUGGAAAACCAAGGGAAAGUGCAAGAGUGUCAUGAAAGAGGCGAUGAUGGCAACGUUUUUGAUGAAGAGAAUGCGGGUGUUCAAGAUGAAACGGUCAAGAACUUGGAUAAUGUUUAAGUGUUUUGAUUUAACAAUCGUCCAACUUGUAAUAAUUUAUGUAUUAAUCAAUAUACAUAUUCCUGGUGCAUAUGUAUGUGUUCUCUUCUUGUGUCAAAAAAUAUUCAAAUAAAUGUUUGUAAACUGUUA
Messenger RNA from Folsomia candida, 2961 nucleotides. Its product is annotated as monocarboxylate transporter 7. Gene Ontology annotation, molecular function: monocarboxylic acid transmembrane transporter activity. Bases 211 to 2832 code for a protein of 873 amino acids. The transcript has 12 exons. Lineage: Eukaryota; Metazoa; Arthropoda; Collembola; Entomobryomorpha; Isotomidae. Gene Ontology annotation, biological process: monocarboxylic acid transport; transmembrane transport. The record is from RefSeq and is a predicted model, not a curated record.